Fusarium fujikuroi IMI 58289 is the source of this 996-nucleotide messenger RNA. RefSeq lists its product as uncharacterized. The record is from RefSeq and is a predicted model, not a curated record. Bases 1 to 996 code for a protein of 331 amino acids. The transcript has a single exon. NCBI's taxonomy places the organism in Eukaryota, Fungi, Ascomycota, Sordariomycetes, Hypocreales, Nectriaceae.
AUGGUGAAUUUUUCCGAGCUUCCCCGGGAGAUUCGAGACAUGAUCUGGCCCCUCGUCCUUCGAGAUAAUCAUCCAGGCGUUCAUAUCUUCAGGCACUACGACGAGAAGAAGGAAUUCAUGACCGAAGGCCGCUCUCUCAUGUAUGGCAACCUCUUAAGUGAUAUACUAUCCGAGCCGUCGCCUGACAAAUACUUUGCCAACCUGGAUAAGGACUGCAAGAACGAGAACGUCUCCACGUAUCUCAUCGACGCUGCGAUGUGGAAGACCUGCAAAGAGUCGCGACUUACCAUCGAAAAGUAUUUCAGCCAGUAUAAGUGGUCUGCUGAGGAAUGGUGGCGGUCCGCGCGAAGUGACUCUAGAGGUUGGGAUGAGUAUCCUUUCCACAGUGUGUUUAAGGUGCCCUCCACAGGAUGCUUCGAGGGAGGCUCCCCAAGUUAUUUGACCGUCUUCCCUCGCAAAGAUCGGUUCGUUUUCCAACCCGAUAAACUAGACGGUAUGGAUUGGUCUUCUUUCGCGAGGCGUCUAACGAAAGGUGACACCCGGCCGGCUUUUCAGCGACUCCAGCACAUUGCAAUUGAAUAUGAUCCAGAGUGGUGGGGCGUAACACAUCGUUGGAAUGUUCCAAUGGUCUAUCAGUUGGAGGAAGCUGCUUUCGCCCUAAAGGACAUCCAAAAGCUAUGGUUUAUUGAUCACAAUCUCAAAAGAAAAAAGAAUGCGCCAGCUUUUGACGAAACAUGGGAUCGCUGGGAAUCGCCCAAUGCAUUCUACGCCAGAGACAGGAAGUUCCUGGAAAUCGACUGGCGUAAUUUUGGCGCACUGGAAGACUGGGAGUAUGUAAUGCCAGUAGACAGGUCAGAUAUACUUGGCAAUUCUUCAGUUGGGCUUGCGCGGCAGUUGAACGACUAUAUCCGUUCCAGCUCUACUCGUUUGGAGGGACCUAGGCGUUACUGCGAAUCGGACUUCUUGGAUGGGAUGAACUUUGACUUCUUGAUAUGA